Molecule: messenger RNA, 2203 nt
Organism: Varanus komodoensis (Komodo dragon)
Lineage: Eukaryota; Metazoa; Chordata; Lepidosauria; Squamata; Varanidae
Exons: 4
Coding region: 743-1792 (349 amino acids)
Source: RefSeq, a predicted model, not a curated record
UCGGAUAGCAAAGGAGCGCGCUGCAGAGCAGGCUUAUCUCCUGCGGGAUCCCGCUCCCGUGCGCGAACUGCCGAGGGAGCUCGUUCAGGUUGCAAUCCUACAGACACUUCACUUAGGAAGGCAGCUCGGUUGAAGCUUGUGGGAGCUUGUUUCCGAGAUUAAUGCACGCCUUAGGAUGGCUUUGCGCGCCUGGAAGCCGUGCAGAACGUGAGGACUGGAACAGUCGUGUCUGGUUUAGAGCAGGUUUUGCACGCACUGAGUGAACACCUGGACCAAUGCUGGCCAUCCUUGUCCCGGUGGUCUAUAGCAGAUCCAUCUUCACUUCACUGGAGAGAUUUCCCACCAUCCUCCUUCGUCCUUUCUGGCUGUAUUCUAACGGAGAGACAUAUGCAUAAAGCACAUGUCCAAGUAAAGUACCCAUGGCCGCUCCAGUAGGGCACGGUCGCCGUUGCUUUCAGGACCAGUCUGCCGUCCAGGGCAGCUGCCUGGGGUCGGUUCCUAAAAGAUGACGCCACUGCAAUUCCCUUGCCGCAGCUGCUUUGGACCGUUGGGGGCUACAUGGGCUGCUUUCCUGAUGGCUUCCUCUCACUGAGCCCGCUUGCCACCCCGGGAACAUCUGGGCCGUGUGUGGGGCUGGCACAUGCUCUAAAACUGUGCUCUAAAACUGCUGCUUCUUGCAAAGGGUUGCCAGACGUCAGGCUGAGGCGGCAGGCCAGAGCUGUAGGCUCCGUCAGAGACCGCCAUGGGCCGCUUAGAUGACCAGGCCAAGAGACGGAUCGUGGAGCUGCGCAAGGCCGGGCUGAGCUUCCGCAAGAUCAAAAAGGUGCUGGAGCUGGACAACAUCCGCGUCACUCCGCAAGCCAUCUACCUGUUCCUCAAGCGCAAAAAUGUUGAGCCCAGCCCGCCGCUGCCGGCCCCCCAUCCUCUGCCUCUGCUCGAGAAGGGCAGCCAGAACACUCUGCCGGACCCAGCGGGCUGGGAGGACAACCAGCUCUGGAAGCUGCUGCAGGGACACGAAGCUCGGCACCAGAAGCCAGGCGAAGGUGCUGGGCCUGCCGCGGGAGCCGCUCCGGACGGUGAGCUGCUGCAUCACGGCAACGGCCCUCCAGAGGGCGAGGGCGGCAUCAAGAUCGUCAGCGUGACGUCCUUGAGCAAAGACGGGGAGCAGCAGGGCAGUAGCCAUGGGAACCUCCCUGUGGGAUCACAGCUGGGCCCAAGCCUUGGGGACAACUGCCUCAUGCCAAAAUCUUCCCUUUUGGUGAGUUGCUCGGCUCCAGUUGUACCUGCAGCCCCUCUGCCUAAUCCGCACUGCAAAGGGAAAGCGUUUCUGCCUCCUGCUAGGAAUCCUGCCUUAAUCGUGAAGCGGAAGAUAGUAGGCAGAGCAAUCCACCUCCAGAAAAAGACUACGGAUGCCGUUACACAGACCCCCACGUUCCACGCCAUGUGCUCUACAGCCCAGCAAAAUUCCCAGCGGGGAGGUCCGUUGGCUGCCUCCCUGGCCUGCUUUGCCAACCCCCAGACCCUUGCAGAGAAACUGGACAUGGUGCACACUGAGGUCCAGAAGCUUGCGCAAGCGAUGCAUGUGGUCUUGGAGCGCCAGUGCCAGCUGGAACGCCAGCAGGAGCAGCAGCAGCGCUUCCAGCAGGAGGUGCUCAUGACUCUGCAGCAGCUCAGUUCCACCAUCAGCCAGGGCGCGGUUCCUGCCAACCCCCCCUGUGCGCCGUACGGCAGCCUGGCCGACCCCUCUCCCUCUUUGCCGAAUUUCAGCCAGUUCAAGAUGGAGCUGAUCUGAUCAACUGUGGGGAGACGGAAGUGGAGAAAACAGUGGAGCUGUUUAAAUAGCCCCCUGCACCUUUCUACCUGGGGCGCCCUCCUCCCUGGCACGCGUGUCCUACCCACCACCUGCUCAGGGACCCCUGCGGGUCAGAGAAGCUGAGAGGGAGGGAGAAAAUGGACAGAGAAAUACUUUUCUCCCCGUCUUAGGAUACCAAAACUUGGGGUCAUCCCGUAUGACAAUGGCGCAUUGUUAAACUACCUCUCUGAAUAGCAUUAGGAGGGGUUUGGGCAGGUGCAUGGAGAAGGCCGGGGUGGCCAUCCGUGCUGGUCUCGGAGGCGAUGUGUCGCUGGACACCAUGGGCAGAAGGUUGCCGGUGUGCCCACGCUCUAGUGGUUUUCGGCAGCCACCCACUGCCCGCUGUGGCCA